UGGGCAGCAUGGCGGCGGCAUCGAGCGGCGAGAAGGAGAAGGAGCGGCCGGGCGGCGGCUUAGGAGAUGUCGGCGGUAAUAGCACACGAGAGCGGCUGCUGUCAGCGCUGGAAGAUCUGGAGGUCUUGUCGAGAGAACUUACAGAAAUGCUGGCAAUUUCGAGAAACCAAAAGUUGCUACAGUCUGGAGAGGAGAACCAGGUCCUGGAGUUGUUAAUUCACAGAGAUGGGGAAUUUCAGGAGCUAAUGAAAUUGGCACUUAAUCAGGGAAAAAUCCAUCAUGAAAUGCAAGUUUUAGAAAAAGAAGUAGAAAAGAGAGACAGUGAUAUUCAGCAACUACAAAAACAGCUAAAGGAAGCAGAACAGAUACUGGCAACAGCUGUUUACCAAGCAAAAGAAAAACUCAAGUCAAUAGAAAAAGCAAGAAAAGGUGCUAUUUCCUCUGAAGAAAUAAUUAAGUAUGCACAUAGGAUUAGUGCAAGUAAUGCUGUGUGUGCCCCACUGACCUGGGUCCCACGGGACCCACGGAGACCAUACCCAACUGAUUUGGAGAUGAGAAGUGGAUUACUGGGUCAGAUGAACAAUCCUUCCACUAAUGGAGUAAAUGGUCAUCUCCCAGGGGACGCACUUGCAGCGGGCAGACUGCCAGAUGUCCUUGCUCCACAGUAUUCCUGGCAGUCAAAUGACAUGGCGAUGAACAUGUUGCCACCAAACCACAGUCAUGACUUUCUGUUGAAACCUCCAGGGCACAACAAAGAAAACGAGGAUGAUGUAGAGGUUCUGUCAACGGACUCCUCAAGCAGCAGCAGUGACUCUGAUUAGAAACCGUAAGAUGAAAAGCACACAGAAUUGAAUACUAUAGAAAUCUGUUUCUUAAAUGGCAAUGUGGAAAGCUAGCCAGGUGAUGUUGGCUGUAGAAUUGUUCUGCCCAUUAAAAAUCAUAGUGGACUUUUUUUUUUAAAGCCAAAAAUUAGGUUUCAGUUCUAAACCACUAGGUUAAUACUUAAAGAAAAAUCACACUUUACUGUUGGGGUAAAGCUUUUUCAGUUCAAUGCUGUCUUACCUUGUUCUGUUCCAAUUGUGUUGGA
Molecule: messenger RNA, 1087 nt
Organism: Cervus elaphus (red deer)
Lineage: Eukaryota; Metazoa; Chordata; Mammalia; Artiodactyla; Cervidae
Product: mediator of RNA polymerase II transcription subunit 4-like
Exons: 1
Coding region: 9-821 (270 amino acids)
Biological process (GO): regulation of transcription by RNA polymerase II
Cellular component (GO): core mediator complex; mediator complex
Molecular function (GO): transcription coregulator activity
Source: RefSeq, a predicted model, not a curated record